UAUUGACCCACACUGUGUUACUCAGAAUGACCUCAUCAGCUGACAUGUCCAGAAUAUUAUGAGGUUGUUUGUUCACAUGAGCUCGUGAUCGAGCUGUGAGGCCCUUUAUAGCGGGUUUAGCGGGCCUGAUCGCAGUGGAUGGACUGUGAAUACACGGCGCUUACUACAGACUCUACAGCCAUAGAAGAAGUAGAAGACGUAGCACCGACACAACUGUUAGUUUCCAAGUCAGAUUUAGAAGACGAGACCGAGGAAAUAGAACUGUUCGACAUGAGUGCGGUAAAGUCAGUACAGGCGUCGGUCAACCAGGAGCGCCAGCCGCUGAUCGGCAACAGUUCCAUGUCGGACACGGACCCUGAAACAGACGUACGGGUACCCAACUCCUCCAACAACAAGGAACUGUCGUCAGAAGCAAGGGCUUUCACCCCAAAUUCUGUCUCGAACUUUGAAGCAUUAGUGCAUCUUCUCAAAGGUAACAUUGGUACUGGGCUACUGAGUCUUCCUGUGGCAGUGAAGAAUGCUGGUGUAGUUGUGGGUCCAGCAGGUCUGAUUGCGAUGGCAGUCAUUUGUGUGUACUGUAUGCACAUGCUGGUCAACUGUAGUCACAAGCUCUGCAGAAAAUGUGGGCACACCAGUAUGGACUAUGGGGAGGUGGCUGAGAACGCCUGUCGGGUGGGGCCCAUCCUGUUUCUACGGCGACACCGGGUGGCAGUGAGGAGAAUUGUGAACGCCUUCCUCCUGCUGACCCAGCUGGGCUUCUGCUGUGUCUACUUCGUCUUCAUGGCCAGGAAUGCUGAGCAGAUCCUUCAUGCCUUCCCAGGUCUGCAGCACGCGGAGUUUCCGCCAGUCCAGGCCUUCUUAGCCGCCUUUCUCCUUCCCAUCAUGCUGCUGUGCUUCAUCCAGAACUGGGACCACCUGGCGCCCAUCUCUACGGUUGCUAACGUUGUCAUGGUAGCGGGGCUGGUGGCGAUCUAUCAGUACAUCCUCAGGAGGCUCCACAGCCCCUCCAUCUACCCAGCAUUCUCCUCAGUCGGGGAACUGCCACUCUUCUUUGGCACUGCAAUAUACUCUUUUGAAGGGAUAGGGAUAGUUCUUCCCCUGGAGAAUAAGAUGCAGAAUCCCCAGUCCUUCCCUACGGUGAUAAACAUAGGGAUGGGACUAGUCACGUUCCUGUACGUGUCUCUAGGGUUUUUCGGAUACCUCGCCUUCGGGGCCCACGUGGAAGGGAGCAUCACCCUAAAUCUACCCACGAUGCCCUCAGCUGAUGUAACACCAUCGGAACAAGCGCUGUAUGUAGUAGUGAAGCUGAUGUUUGUGUUCUGCAUAUUCUGCACCUUUGCUGUGCAAUUCUACGUCCCCAUCAACAUCAUCUGGCCUGUGCUGAAGUCACGAGUCAGUCAUCAGUACCAGACAGUCGCAGAGUACAUCCUCAGGGCACCCAAUCAUGUUGAUUUGAACUCUAUGUGGUGAAAUUACCAGUCUGUAUUUUUGUAGGUCAGUAAAAUGUUGAUAUGAAGACAUUCAUUACAGGGACCCAGGUAAAGUUUCAAGCUGCUGAGACAAAUCUGGCCAACAUGUACAAUUUUAUUGUACAUCUAGAAAGAUUUUAUUGUUUGAUAUAGAAAAAUAUUAUGUUACACAUUGAGUCUUUUAAUCUGGUAAAAUUAACACAUUGUGCUAAAGGAUUGACUUCUAAAGAGUAUAGCAGUCAAUACCAUAUUAACCAACAGAUGUCUGUACAGAUUUAUAUCAAAUUUUAUAAAUAGUACUUAGAAGAUUUAUUGUGGUGCCAGUGGUUGUGCCUUUUUAUGAAUAUCAAGAAAGGCCUGGAUAGUGGUGGUAUCCUGACUUUCCUUUCGCUUUUCUGUAUCAGUUCAAAAGUUUGUUGUAAAACCUGCACAAAAUGUUCAAAAUUAAUUCUGGGUUGUUUGAAAUGUUUGUAAGAUGAAGAUGUCGGUGAUAACAUUCCAAAUUAUAUUGUUGUAAUAAUGGUGCUACAAUGGUAGUGAUUACGUUGUGAUCAUUAAUACAUCCCUGACUGUUAAACUUUGAAUUACACUGCCAUAUGGAGAGCCCUUUCUACAGGGAGGUGAAUGUUGCAUGUAUAUUGAAUGUUCUGUCAUAUAUGAUAUCAUCCAGUAUUACACUUGUCAUGCAUCUUAAUAACCAGUCAAAUGCUGUGAUAAUUGUCAUGCAACCCUCUGAAUAUUAAACAGACUGAUAAUCUCUAAAAGCAUUUCUUUACCUCAAAGAGAAGUUUCUGAUGCCAAAUUAAUGCCAGAUUGAUAAUUGGAACAAAGUUGACAUGUGGCAUAAUGUUUGCACCUCAACAGUAGUUGCAUCUGGUAUGAUUUUCAUCAUGUUUUUCAGGGUGAUCAUAAGUAAGUGGACAACAAAAAACAACUGUUAAAGAUACAAACAGUCACAAAAUCCUUUUAUUUAGUCCAAAUUACUAUGAUCACAUUCACAUUGGAAAAUGUAUGUGGAAAGGAAAACUUCCUGUGUAAGGAACAUAUUACAUGUACUAUAAAGACAUUUCAAGAUGUAAUGGAAGAUGGCUUUUCAAUACAAUGUGUUUGUAGCAAAAAAAAGAACAUGUUGACAGAACUUGUGCAAUAUCAAUAUUGCCAUUUCCUUUUAUAUGAUGUAUUGUUAAAGAGAAUUCACAGCAUGAAAAUCA
Messenger RNA from Branchiostoma floridae (Florida lancelet), 2680 nucleotides. RefSeq names its product proton-coupled amino acid transporter 1-like. Gene Ontology annotation, biological process: L-alanine transport; amino acid transmembrane transport. NCBI's taxonomy places the organism in Eukaryota, Metazoa, Chordata, Leptocardii, Amphioxiformes, Branchiostomatidae. Gene Ontology annotation, molecular function: L-proline transmembrane transporter activity; L-alanine transmembrane transporter activity. Gene Ontology annotation, cellular component: vacuolar membrane. The record is from RefSeq and is a predicted model, not a curated record.